This is a messenger RNA of Rhea pennata, 2982 nucleotides long. RefSeq names its product leucine rich repeat containing 38 (gene LRRC38). Lineage: Eukaryota; Metazoa; Chordata; Aves; Rheiformes; Rheidae. Gene Ontology annotation, molecular function: voltage-gated potassium channel activity; potassium channel activator activity; transmembrane transporter binding. The record is from RefSeq and is a predicted model, not a curated record. Gene Ontology annotation, cellular component: voltage-gated potassium channel complex.
AUGAUAUGUGAUCUCCUGGAUACACCACACGCACACACAAGUACCAGGCACUGCUGCUCAGCUGAGCAAAAUGUCUUUCUCUUAGAAGUGGUGCUCAUCACAGCUUUCAAAUCCUUGACGAUGUUGCCAUGCUUUCCUUUCUGGCUUCUACCUUUUUCUGUCUUUGUCUGCCUGCUUUUCUUACCCGUGGGCCAUUUUUGCCCUGCUGUCUGUAGCUGUAUGGACUACCACACUAUAGAUUGCCGGGAUCAAGGACUCCCCAGUGUUCCUAAUCCAUUUCCAUUGGAUGUACGGAAACUUCUUAUAGCUGAUAACAACAUUCAGGCAAUACCAGCUGAUUUCUUUAUAUUUUAUGGAGAUCUAGUCUAUUUGGACUUCAGGAAUAACUCCCUCACCUCUUUAGAAGAGGGCACUUUUAGCAGUUCUACCAAACUGGUGUAUUUAGACUUAAGCUACAAUAAUUUAACACAGCUUGAAGCUGGGAUUUUCAAAUCAGCAGAAAAACUGAUAAAAUUGAGCCUUGGGAACAAUAACCUGGCGGAUGUGGAUGAGGCUGCUUUUGAGAACCUGGAACAGCUCCAAGUGUUAGAAUUGAAUGACAAUAAUUUACAAAGCCUAAAUGUGGCUGCCCUAGAAGCACUUCCCUCCCUGCGGACUAUACGCUUAGAGGGCAACCCCUGGGUCUGUGACUGUGACUUUGCCAAUCUUUUCAGCUGGAUACAGGAGAAUGCCUCCAAGCUCCAGAAAGGUCUUCAUGAAAUCCAAUGUUCCCUGCCUGUGGAAAAUAGAAGAAUCUUUCUGAAUGAAUUAUCUGAGGUCAGCUUUAGUGAAUGCAAAUUUAGUUUGUCAUUGACGGACCUUUUUAUCAUCAUCUUCUCUGGAGUCGCAGUCUCCAUUGCUGCUAUUCUAUCAAGCUUCUUCUUAGCAAGUCUAGUACACUGCUUCCAAAGAUGUGCUCCCAGUAAAGAUGACGAUGAUGAUGAAGACAACAGCGAGGACUGAACUUAGUCUAUAUAUUUAAAUUUUCUUGGUUUAUAAGUACUAGAUGAGUAGCCAAAGUUUAGGAAGAAAACAAAUAGAAUAAAAGCUUUAAACGUGAAUUAAAUGAAAUCAAUGUAUAAGGUUCCGAUCUAAUCUCAUGAAGUUCGUGGGUAGGAAUUACAGUUUGCAUCUGAGACUGUUGCAGUUUUGCUUACCUGUGUGACCUGAUGGAAUGAGAUUGGAUUGAUUUCUAUAAUGCUUAAUCAAAUACUACAUUUACAUUUGGAAUUUAGAGGAAGAAGGGGGAAUGGCAAAAAAAAGUCCCAGUGUUUUGAAAGACUGACAGUUUCCAGAUUGUUUUCUGAUCAGUUGCAGAUUCCUGUAAGUGCUUAAUAGAUCAUUGUAAAUGCAAUUUAAAAAGUACUGACUACGUGGGAGUAUUUCAGCUGGAAAUACGGAAACAAUUUUAAAUAGUGUCCUCCCUAGAGAUAAGUAGUGGGAUAUUCUGGUAAGCUCAGUCAACUUUUGGAAUAACAAAGCGAUGUUAAAAUGAUUCCUAGAACUGUAGAAAAUUGUAGGAAGAUUGGCAUUUUCUCUUUACAAAUGUUCUCCAUAUACAUCCUCAAUUUAAAGUCAGUUACAGGCAUCAUUCAGACAAAAAAAAAAAAAAAAAAAAAUUCUAUAAGUGAGUACUGUUCUAGAUCUGAGAUCUGAGUCAUUAACUGCUGAACUGCAGCUGCCUGACACCUUAUGGCACAUAUACUAACUAUAACAUUCUUUUGCAUUUUAAAUGUAAUGUAGUAAAGGAAAUCCCUUCUCUGUUAUUCUUAGGCACAAGUAACUAUUGCAGAGUCCAGUCCAUUUAAUCAUUUUAAAACACUAAGGGCUAUAUUCUGUUCCUUGUUAUACCAGCAUAAUACAACUGAAAUGAACACCGUGCUGCAGAUUAGCAACUGUAUAAACAAGAGUGGAAUUUGGCCCUAAGAUAUUCUGACUGGAUUAUAGAUUUGUCAGCAGUUGAGCUCUUCUAUAUAAUGGUAGGUAUUUUUGUUAAAAUGAAAAAAGACAUUUACUACAAGAGAUUUUUGGAAUAGUACUGGACAGCUUUUUAGGAUAAGUAUAUUUUUAAAAUAUUUGUAAUGGAAAUAUUUUUUUAAAACUCCGAGUAUUUAAAGUACUAUCUAGAAUAGUCAUGAGGGCUUAAAGUAAUAUGUAGUAAUAAACAGUCUAUAGACUAUAUGCUGUUAUAGUAAAAUUAGAUCUGAUAAAAAGUAGCAUUUAUUAUCUACUGUAAUGCUAUUAUUUCCUAGAAAAACACUCUUUGGUUGUAAUAUUGCCUUGCUUAGUUAACAUGAAUGGACUUCUGUGGACAGUUAGUUCCAAAUCUCUUGUAUCUAUUCAGUGUGCUAAUUGCUCAGACAGACAGGAGUGGAAUUCACUUUGUGCAUUAAGGGUAGUACGGUCCAGUAGAUAAGGUACAAGAUUAGGAUCACAACAUGUGGGUAUUGUACCUGUCUAACAGCAAUCAGCUCGAUGACCUUCAGCAAAUCACUUUCUCUGUCUGUGCCUCAGUUUCCCUACUUAUAAAAAGAAGAUCAUAAUGAUUCUUUUUUAAGUGCUUUGAGCUAUAUAGCAGGGGGAGCACUGUACCGGGGUAUAUACAAUGAUUAUGUACAUUAGGCUGAAGCAGAAGAUAUGCCAUAGGUCUAAUGCUAGUCUUACAUCAGUGAGACUUCACUGACGUCGGUGGAAUUACUUCUUAUCUACAUUAUGCUGAGGUCAAAACCAGGACCAGAGUAUAUACUUCUGUGAUAGCUCUACAGCUUUUCAACUUGACUUAAUGUUACUAUCAUAAAAUUAUUAUUUCUGAAAACACAUUGAAACAAAAUUAAGUGGGAUAGCAAAAGCAUAUGCUAUAUCACUACUGUCUUACACUGUUCUUACUCUUUCAAGAAAAAUGAAAUGACGUGAUUUUCACUGUGUAGUGCCAUGAUUAUAAAU